UUAUCAAUACAGAAAUUUCUUUGGGCAUUCAUUUUUUGUAGUCUAGGCUUACUUGACUGCAGAUUCAUCCAACAUGUCUUUGCAAAGAUUUUCAAGGAUCUUGUUGUCAAGAUAUGUCCAACCUCAUCGUGGAAUACACCUUGCUGCUUUAAAUGCCAAUCGGCCCAGUGCUUCAUCAGACGUCGGUGUUAUUGGAUACAGACAAAUAGAAAAGAGAGCACAUGAAGCGGGAGAGGAUCCUUUCGAUUCAUUGGAUCGUGAUAAGCCACAUAACCUUAAAGGAAGUGGCACAAAAAGUGAUCCGUUCCUUGUGCCAUCAAGAAACCAUAUGCGAUGUGUCACUGUCCAGCUUGGUGAGGAAAGUGCACCACCACAUUAUUUUUGGGUGACAAAAGAUGAAGGUGGACGAGAUCCCAUCACUGGAAAACACUUUAAACUAGAUUUUAUCGAGGGAGACAAAUGGGGAAUUGAUGAACUAGAUCUGUUUAAACAUUGAGUUAUUAAAUUUUUUAUUCACAUUUUUGAGUUUGACUAUGAAAAUAUGUCACAUGUGUUCCAUAAACAAUAAUAUACCAUCUGAUCUCUGAA
Molecule: messenger RNA, 588 nt
Organism: Styela clava
Lineage: Eukaryota; Metazoa; Chordata; Ascidiacea; Stolidobranchia; Styelidae
Product: cytochrome c oxidase subunit 5B, mitochondrial-like
Biological process (GO): mitochondrial electron transport, cytochrome c to oxygen
Cellular component (GO): mitochondrial envelope; respiratory chain complex IV
Source: RefSeq, a predicted model, not a curated record